AUGGACUCUCCAGACAAAGAACGACGUACGUUGGAUAAAAUGUCUACCUCUAAAAGAUCAUUGAAAGAAAUUCUAGACUCGGAAUACGUGGAUAAUAGCGAUGAAGAAUCUGAAGCUUUGAACGUGGAUGACGGAACCAUUGACAAUGCAUCUGACGACGACUCUGAAGAUGUGGAUCCAUCAUUAUGUGUCGAAUGUAAGGAUAUGAAGGCUGAAAUUAUUUGCAAUGAUUGUGAGGAAAGGUUUUGUGUUAUUUGUUUUGAGAUGAUUCACAGGGGUGGGAAGAGACGUAAACAUGAAUAUGUUAAGAUUCAAGAAGAGCCACAUACUAAUGAGAAUACUCUGACUGAAAAUUUACCACAAACCGAAGAAGAACAAAAAAAAAUGCAAGACUCUAUCAAUGAAAAGGAGGAACAGGAAGGAAAAGAGGAUUCACGUAAUGUUGAAAAAAUAGAAACUAAUAAUGACACUUCCAUUGAUGAUAAGUUAUUGAAACAUAUCGAAGAGAGUGCUAAUUUUAUCCCAAUGAGAUUGACCUAUGAUGAAAGACAUCUCUUGAGACUAUUGGAGGCAGCUCUUCAAGUAUCUGAAUAUACUGAUCGUGUAGACAUAUUAUCGUACACUUCUAAAUCCAAAAGAAUUGUUGCUCAAUUGAAGGAGAUGUGUUCUGUAUUAUCAGGUUUGGUAAUUGCUUCGAAUUUGAAGAUUGGUCAGAAAUUGUUAGAAAUGAGGAACUUUAGUGACAAUGCUAAAUGGUUUCAGGAUAUUUUUGAAAUUGGUAGACGUUAUAAGAUUAUGAAUCCUGAAAGAAUGAGAGAUACCUAUGGUAAAUUAUGUUAUAUGGUUAUGGAUUCUCGUUUACCUCAAAUUGAAGAGCACAUGGAAUUCCAUUUAUUCAAACCGAUUAAUACAGUUAAAUCAUUUCUAACAUCAAAAGGGAGAGACAAUGAAAAAGUAUUGCGUUUAUUCAAGGAUAAAUUACUUCUUUAUGCUACUGCUCAUAUUUCACCAGUUGGAAGGUCAAGAACACAAAUUCAAAAAUUAAUUAAACAAAAGGAAACUGCCAUUGAAACUUUAGCCUCUAAAUACAGUGACAAACAUUACACCAAGGAGGACAUUCGUCAAGUGUUGUACUCCAUCGGUGAUCAUACUGCGUAUGUUAAUAUGAACAGAAGACCUAUUAUGAGAAUGCUCGAAAGAUUAGAAGUAUUCCGUCAACCAGAUAUUGCCGCUAUGUAUUCUAUUGGGAUCCAAUAUGGUAGAGGUGGAGCCAGGUUAACUCAUGAUCAUGAGAGACAAUGGAAUUAUGUUCAACAAUCUCUAACAUUGUGGUCCAUUAUUCAAAGAGAGAUGGUUCAUCUAUGGUAUCUUGCUGAUACCGAUUUAUUUGAUGGUUCUCAAUAUAAAUUAGCUUCAACAGGUCACGGAUUGAACCGUAUUAAAUCAUGCCCUACCAUUUACAAAGAGAUGUAUAGAAUCAUUUCUGAAUGUCGUAGCAAGACAGAUACAUGGGUUGGAUCUUCGGUAGUCCAUUUAGGUGAUGACGCUGUCCCCAAUGCGUUAUUUUUUUUGGAUAAGUAUACUCAAGUACCCAGCAUUUUAAUACCAUUUGAUCAAACUUUAUUGAAGAUUAACGAAUUAGUAGUUAAGGAUGAAUAUUUGUUAGAAUAUAUCAAUAAGGAAUAUGGAUCAGUAGAUGAUUUGAAGUUGACCAUCUUACAGGAUGCGUUCGCUCAUAUGUUUGAUGGUUCUGGUGCAGACAAUUUCUACAUGAGCGGAUCCUGUAUUGAUGGACGUUUAACCUCAGCAUGGAAUCAUUGUAAUGAGAUUUCGAAAAAGAAGUACUAUAAUAUCUUCCUACUGACUUCAUUUAAUGGGUUUAAUGGCUCAGAAGGGUUUUAA
This is a messenger RNA of Naumovozyma castellii, 1902 nucleotides long. RefSeq lists its product as uncharacterized. The record is from RefSeq and is a predicted model, not a curated record. The transcript has a single exon. Bases 1 to 1902 code for a protein of 633 amino acids. NCBI's taxonomy places the organism in Eukaryota, Fungi, Ascomycota, Saccharomycetes, Saccharomycetales, Saccharomycetaceae.